GUCACCUGCAGCUGAGCCAGCUCCAGUGCCGGAGGAUGGCUCUGUCAAAAGUCCGGUGGGGGUGGGGCCAGAGCAGCGAAAGUGUGAACUGGGGAAGAGUGAGAGGGUGUUGUGAACAGCUUCGGGGAGCUGCCGAGAGGAGCAGUUCCUAGUCUAAACCAGAGUAAUGAUGGGUCUUCUAUGAGGUCCCUACAAUGGUCCAAGGAGAGUUCUCUUACAUCACAUCAUAGCGAAAGACUUCCUCCGGUGGCGGCGGCCAUAGAGGAGAUGCAGUCGUCCGUUUAAAAGCCCAGCAUGUAAUGGGGAAGUCUUUCGAUUUCUCCUCCUGCAGCUCUCGCUCAGCAUUAUUAUCAUCAUCCGUUUCCGAACCUCGGAUCUUCUAUUUUUCUAUGUCGUAGAGUCUCUAGACUCUACACACACCAGAGAACAAAGGGAGAAGAAAAAGGCAAAGCGUUGGAUUACCGGUUCGCAAUGCUACACUCUGAGGAAAAUCGCCUUGUAUUCACAUACGAUGCCGAAACGCUUUGGAUCGAGCCAUGGGGCGCCAAUUCCCUGAGAAUUCGCGCAACCAAGCUGCCUUCUAUGCCUCAGCAGGACUGGGCGCUCCAGUCUCCUUCUUCAUCAAAAUCCAGCAUCGAGAUUACCGAAACAAGCGGCACCAUUGUCAAUGGCAAGAUCAAGGCCGCUGUGAGCAAGUCGGGCAAGAUCAUGGUGUGGAAUUCCAAGGGAGAGCUAUUGCUCGAGGAGUAUACACGGAACCGCAGAGACGUGCUGGAUCCCAAAUGCAGCGCCAUCGAGGUCUCGGCUCGUGAAUUCAAAGGCAUUCUUGGCACAGACAACUAUAACCUCACAAUGCGCUUUGAGAGUGUGAAUGCUAAUGAAAAGAUCUAUGGCAUGGGGCAGUACCAGCAGCCCUUUUUCGACCUGAAGGGCACCGAUCUUGAACUGGCGCACCGCAACUCCCAAGCAAGCGUGCCGUUUGCACUCUCAUCUCUUGGGUACGGCUUCCUUUGGAACAAUCCAUCCGUCGGACGCGCUGUUCUUGGUCGCAACAUCAUGAGCUUCGAGGCAUAUUCCACCACAACCCUGGACUACUGGGUGGUGGCGGGUGACAGCCCAGCAGAGAUCGAGGAGGCCUACGCUGAUGCGACCGGCAAAGUUCCAAUGAUGCCAGAAUACGGGCUUGGAUUCUGGCAAUGCAAGUUGCGCUACCAAACCCAAGAAGAGCUGCUCAAUGUUGCCCGAGGGUACAAGCGAAGGGGCCUGCCGCUGGAUCUCAUCGUCAUUGACUUCUUUCAUUGGCCAACGCAGGGCGAGUGGAAGUUUGAUCCCACAUAUUGGCCGGAUCCGGAUGCAAUGAUCCGAGAGCUUCAGGAGAUGAAAGUCGAGUUGAUGGUCUCAAUCUGGCCGACGGUUGACAGACGCUCUGAGAAUUACGAGGAAAUGGUCGAACGUGGCUACCUCAUCCGCGUGGACCGGGGUAUACGCACCGUCAUGGAAUUCCAGGGUAACACGGUUCAUUUUGAUGCUACCAACCCGAGAGCAAGAGAAUACGUCUGGGAGAAAGUGAAGAAGAAUUAUUACGGCAAAGGGAUUAAAGUGUUCUGGCUGGACGAGGCAGAGCCCGAGUAUACGGCUUAUGAUUUUGAAAACUUUAGAUAUCAUCUCGGCUCUAACCUCAGCAUUGGUAACAUCUAUCCGGUUUCAUAUUCAAAAGGUUUCUACGACGGACUCAGGAAAGAAGGGCAUGAGCAGAUUGUAAACUUGGUUCGCUGUGCGUGGGCCGGCAGCCAGAAAUAUGGCGCCCUAGUCUGGAGCGGCGAUAUUGCUUCAUCAUGGUCCAGUUUCAACAACCAGCUCGCAGCAGGACUGCACAUGGGUAUCGCAGGAAUCCCAUGGUGGACCACGGACAUCGGUGGGUUCCACGGAGGAGACCCCAAUGAUCCAGCCUUUCGAGAACUGUUUGCUCGCUGGUUCCAGUGGGGUGCUUUCUGCCCUGUAUUCCGACUCCAUGGCGAUCGAGAACCGCACCAGCCUCAGCAUGGUACAACUGGCGGCGCAACGUGUGUAAGCGGUGCAGAUAACGAAGUUUGGUCGUACGGUCCAGAGAUAUACAGCAUUUGCAAAAAGUACAUGGCUCUCCGUGAAAGUAUGAGGCCGUACACCAGGAUGCUCAUGGCGGCGGCCCACGAGAAGGGAACCCCUGUUAUGAGAACUCUAUUUUACGAAUUUCCGGAGGACGAGAAAUGUUGGGAAGUCGGCAAGCAGUAUAUGUAUGGAGAUAAGUACCUAUGCUGUCCGGUUCUGAAGCCUGGUGUAGCUGAAAUAGAGGUAUACUUACCAAAGGGAGCAAGCUGGAAGGGUGCAGAUGGCGUCGCCUUACCCGGAGGGCAAACGCUUCAAGCCAAAUGCCCAUUAGACUAUAUGCCGGUGUUUGAAAGAGUUUAGGAUUUCAUUGGUAUAGUAGUUGCUUAGCCCUGUGUACUUUUGCUUGAUGUCAUAACUGUAGCAUUAAAUGGCAUGGUUCUUUCAAACAGUCAUAGCCUG
This is a messenger RNA of Trichoderma asperellum CBS 433.97, 2547 nucleotides long. RefSeq lists its product as uncharacterized. NCBI's taxonomy places the organism in Eukaryota, Fungi, Ascomycota, Sordariomycetes, Hypocreales, Hypocreaceae. The record is from RefSeq and is a predicted model, not a curated record. Gene Ontology annotation, molecular function: carbohydrate binding; hydrolase activity, hydrolyzing O-glycosyl compounds. Gene Ontology annotation, biological process: carbohydrate metabolic process.